GAUUUUUCAAUAGGGCGUAUAAGCAAGUGACAGUUUCUCUUUAAUCACUCUCUCUUUCGAUUAUUGUGAUGUGAUUAAAAAGAUUUUCUUUGAUAUCACUAUUCUGUUUGAAAGUCGAAAGUUUCGGGUGUCAUUUCAUGCAAAGAGUUGAGUGAUAAACGUGGAAACCGCUUGGUAAUUGAUAGAAGAGAAAGUAAACAAAGAGAAACUGCCACUUGCUUAUACGCCCUUUUGAAAAAUUAACUGAGAACUAACGGAAUAUGAGUUUAUUGUGAAGCUGUCAAAAUCAGAAUCAGAACGACGAUUUUGUUAUGCCGAGUGAUUUUAUUUGGUGUAUAGAUUAUUAAAUUGUACUUUAGCAUUAAGGGAAUAUUCGGAUUAAUAAAUUAUGAAUCAGAGUAGCAUAACAGCAGCAAGAUGUCGACUUUGUCUACGAUUGGUUGAUGAACAGGAACUGAUACCGAUGCUUCAGGAAGACAGCCCUGGGCCGCUCCAUAGUUUCGCUGAGAAAUUGCUGUCUGACGAGGAAUUAAGCGAUGCGCAAUCCUGCAGUGAUUGCUUCUCUAUGUGGAACAUGAUGCAGGACUUUCUAAAUUCAUGUCUGAGAGCAAAUGAAGUUUUACGAUGCAGCAAGAAUGUAGCGGUUCGGAAACCAUGGAUCGCAUCUAAUGACGAGCAGCACAUGUUUAUUACAGUUUGUCGAGUGGUGAAGCGACAUUAUAAUGAAAUGGGUAAACUGCUUGGUACACUGAAACCAACACCAUGGAAGAGAUCCGUGAUGGAAAAGAACGCUCAGGAAUCUCCACCUAGCACUUCGAAUUUCAGUCAAGUUUCACCUACUUUGCCAAAACUAUCGUUGAAAACGUAUAGGAAAAGUAAUGAGGUCGAUUUUGAUCGUAAUAAUCCAAUAAAAGUUUCAACGAUGACAGAACAAAGUCAUUGUCUUAAGAUAAAAGAAGAGGAUCCGCUUGACAUCGAUGAUUCCUCUGCUUUUGUAACAGAAUUUAAUGUGGGUCGCGAGGAUCCCGCAGAGCAUACAAUUACCUUAAUCGAACCAAAGGUCGAGCAGAUUGAUCUGAUUGAUAGUAGCAGUGAAGAUGCAAUGGAAACACGAUGGGUAGAUAAUUCAGAUAAGAAGGAAACUGCUAUAUGCUUUGACGAAGAGAAGUUGAAAAAAAUUUGUCAAAUUUGUGGAACUAAAGCCGAAAAUAUGGCCGAUCACUUAGAAACACACAUAAGAAAACCCAAAAACAGAAGAAAGAGCGAAAACCAAGAAAAAGAGAAAAAUGCAGUGGAACCAGGCCAGUUUAAGGUGUUUCCUCCUAGAAGAAAGAGGAAACCCAGGGUUCGAGUUGUUACUCAAAUUACUAAGAGAAACAGUGUGCUACAAAGAGCACAGUUACAAACGGGUACGUUACAAUGUAAAGAAUGCGGAAUCCGUAUGUCCAAUCUUCUAGUGGCGAAACUUCAUGCCCGCUCACAUAAUUCUGGAAAUCGCUGAAAACUUUUAUUAGUCGAUUAAAACAAUAGUGAAUCUGAAAUAAUUAAAAAUAGUCCACAAUGUAAAGUGUUAAUCACUUAACAAAAAUGGGAUGGCAUUAAAAUUUGUAUACCCAAAAUCCAAUUCGUUUCGCACAGUUUCUUUCUGCAGUAAAUAAAUUGAGUUA
This is a messenger RNA of Malaya genurostris, 1667 nucleotides long. RefSeq lists its product as uncharacterized. Lineage: Eukaryota; Metazoa; Arthropoda; Insecta; Diptera; Culicidae. Bases 389 to 1501 code for a protein of 370 amino acids. The transcript has 2 exons. The record is from RefSeq and is a predicted model, not a curated record.